Emiliania huxleyi CCMP1516 is the source of this 315-nucleotide messenger RNA. RefSeq lists its product as hypothetical. Gene Ontology annotation, cellular component: condensin complex; chromatin; condensed chromosome. Bases 1 to 315 code for a protein of 104 amino acids. Gene Ontology annotation, biological process: mitotic chromosome condensation. Gene Ontology annotation, molecular function: chromatin binding. The transcript has 2 exons. The record is from RefSeq and is a predicted model, not a curated record. NCBI's taxonomy places the organism in Eukaryota, Haptophyta, Isochrysidales, Noelaerhabdaceae.
AUGCACAUCGUGGAGAUCGUCCUCGACGGCUUCAAGUCGUACGCGACGCGCACCGUCAUCACCGACUUUGACCCGCAGUUCAACGCCAUCACAGGCCUCAACGGCUCGGGAAAGUCCAACGUGCUCGACUCGAUCUGCUUUGUGCUCGGCAUCUCCAACCUCAACCUCAACGAGCUCAUCUACAAGCAGGGACAGGCCGGCGUCACCAAGGCCAGCGUGACGCUCGUCUUUGACAACUCGAACCGAGAGCUGUCUCCCCACGGCCUACGAUCCACUACGAGGAGGAUAUCCGUCGCCGGCGAAGUGCUGCUCUGA